This is a messenger RNA of Hyposmocoma kahamanoa, 1993 nucleotides long. RefSeq lists its product as uncharacterized. The transcript has 2 exons. The coding region runs from base 15 to 1745 and encodes 576 amino acids. The record is from RefSeq and is a predicted model, not a curated record. NCBI's taxonomy places the organism in Eukaryota, Metazoa, Arthropoda, Insecta, Lepidoptera, Cosmopterigidae.
UAAUUUUAUUAACAAUGAAAGAUUACGCGGAGUGUGUAUUCAUCUCCCUGGUAGAGAUGCGCACAGCACUCUUGCAUCGUGCUGCGCCGGAGCGCGUGGUAAGCAUCAUCAGCGACUUUCACUUUACCUGGUCGCAGGCCGUCCAAGACACCGAGAGCUUCAAACGGCAAAUCAAAGAUACGCCGCGAGACAGCAUAAUUACCAAAGCAGUUGAUUUUACUGUAGAGUGUGCUAUAAAAAGAAAAGAAUAUUUUCAACAGUAUAUUAACAGUUUAAAGGACACGAUGACAUUACAAGAACAUGAUCUAAUCGGAAUGGAUUUAAAAACAAUAACAGACAUGAACAUAAAUCUUCAAAGUGCGUUGCGUGAAAAGCAACAGACAAUGAGGAAUAUUGUAGACUCGAAUGAGUAUUAUCACAAGGUACUCGAUGAAACAGAAGAGCUUAUGAAUUGGUUGGACGUACUGAACGACAACCUUGCCAUUCAAUUCAGCAGAUUCGUCGGAGUUAGGUUUCCGUCGUCACUUGCGACCGAUCUUUCCAAAACACUGCAACAAAUUAUAGAAGAAGUUGCCGGAUCAUCAAACCAAGAGAUGAUGCAAUUAAAAAGUAAAAGCAUGUUAAAUAAAAUCGGCCGAGGCUAUGCAGAUGAAUUAGAAGUGAGAAAAAUCGUUGAAAAAAUAAAAGAUCUCGAGAACAGAAUUGUACUUUUGAAACGUGAAAACUCUUCUGCGGUGGCGUCUUUACAACACAAAUCUAUAUUUCUAGAGCAACAGCUCAAUAUGAUGGAAGAUUUGAAACAAUCUCUGUCUACCCUGAAAUGCAAAAGAAACGAUGACAGUACGCAACUAAAGUCCAAAGAGAAUACGCAUAUAUUCGAUCACUUGUUACCGAAGCAAAAUCGACAGUGGCUCGUAGAAAGGCUUAUAAAACAAUGGAGUAACGCAAUAGUUAGCGGCCUAGAAGGAAAAUCUAUCAUUUCUAUUUUAAGCGUUGCUGAUAUGAAAGAAACAUUUUGUGACGAUCUGGGAAAGUUUGUCAUAGAUAAAUAUGGAAGAAAGUUAUACUCGUCAUAUAAUGAAGAGCUUUCGUUUUAUCAAGUAAACGAGAAAAACCAACUUGUCCCAAUGAGCGACGAUGAUAAACACGUUUACUUUUACGAUGAUUGUGGUAGAUAUUAUAUCAAUGAAAUUAAAAACCGUGUAUACAAAUCACACAAAGAUGCUAGCGAAUAUAUGCUUAAUUAUGACGGAGUCUUAGUAAAGACUAAGGAAAUUAGAAAUGGAAUAGCAUAUUACUAUGAUAGCCUAGGCCGAUAUUACUUGGAAGAAAAUGGAAGACAAGUAUACUUAGGAGAGGAUGGUGAAAAGUACGAGCAUGAUGGCCUCGGAAAUUUAAUCAAGAUUUAUUCCCACAUCUAUUAUGAGACGUGUCCAAGACCUCCAAUUGCUGUAGAAGAAACUAAAUAUCUACAACAAACUGUAGGAGUAGCUUUAAAAAAGUGCAUUGCUGAAGUUGUUCUCCGUCAACCGCAAGAUCCUAUUUUAUUUUUGGCGCAAAGUUUAGAAAAUUACCGAUUACAAGAACAAGAGCGACAAAGUCGGCGUGAAGAUGAGGUGGGAUUAAUGGCGGAGCGCAGGGAGCGCAUGCGCGACCUGGAAUCUCUCCCUACGUUCCCUUGCCCUGAAGGAGAGUCCAAUGAUGAAGACUACAAUUUGCUAACGUACAAUACAUCGUUCUUUUAAAUAUUGCCGAACUGGCUUCGCGCGUUACUUGAGCGCAGUGAGGUGUCAGACGCCGCACACUGUGAUCCAGGCGCAAUAAUGCGAGUGUCGUCGACGCGUCGACGCGCGUCGCAAGGCGUUGUAGUUGAAUAACAGGAUGCGACGUAGUAGUGGCAACCCCAGUGGUAGUGACGGGUAGUUGUAAACGCCCAUUAUACAAUAUUUUAGAUACGAAUAAAGUAGUACCAAAGUUUUUAAAGAAAAUUCGU